AUGGCCGAUUUAUCUACGACUAUUGCUGGUGUCAGACUUCCAAACUUGUUAUUUAACGCUUCUGGAGUAUGCUGUCAAACUGAAGCUGAUUUGAAACAAAUGCUUGAAAGCGAAUCUGGCUCCUUGAUUACGAAAUCAGCCACUUUUGAAUCGCGUGAGGGUAAUCCUUCCCCUCGUUAUACCCCCUUGCCCAGUGGAAUCGGUAGUAUCAACUCUAUGGGUCUUCCUAAUGAAGGUUAUGAAUACUACUUGAAUUAUGCAAAGAAUUACGAUUACAGCAACGAAAAGCCGUUGUUCAUCUCUCUUUCAGGUUUAUCACUUGCAGAUAACAUCAAGAUGUGUCAAGCUUUUGUUGACGCUGAUCUUCCUUGUAUUCUUGAAAUCAACUUUUCAUGUCCUAAUGUUCCUGGUAAACCUCAACUGGGUUACGACUUUGAAGCGAUGGAGAACGCUUUGAAUGUGUUGGCACCCAUCAUAAAGAAACCCUUUGGUAUCAAGCUUCCUCCUUAUUUUGACAUUGCUCACUUUGACAUUGCAGCUGCUAUAUUCAACAAGUUUGACAAUUUAGCCUUUGUCACAUGUAUCAACUCGGUCGGUAAUGGUUUAGCUAUUGAUCUCGAAACUGAAACUGCACUGAUCAAGCCCAAGGAUGGUUUUGGUGGUCUUGGUGGACUGAUGGUUUUGAACACAGCUUUAGCUAAUGUCAAUGCUUUUCAUCGUAGAUUAAAGAACAAACAAGUCAUUGGUGUAGGUGGAGUAACGUCUGGUAAGGAAGCUUUUCUUCAUGUGUUGGCUGGUGCUAGUGCAGUCCAGAUUGGUACCCAACUUAAAGAAGAAGGCCCUGCUAUUUUUGCACGUAUCAAGAAAGAAUUAUCUGAUAUCAUGAUAGCAAAGGGUUACAAGUCCUUGAACGACUUUUGUGGAAAGGUUAAAACUUUGUAA
Rhizopus microsporus ATCC 52813 is the source of this 942-nucleotide messenger RNA. RefSeq names its product dihydroorotate dehydrogenase 1A. Gene Ontology annotation, cellular component: cytoplasm. The transcript has a single exon. Lineage: Eukaryota; Fungi; Mucoromycota; Mucoromycetes; Mucorales; Rhizopodaceae. Gene Ontology annotation, molecular function: dihydroorotate dehydrogenase activity. The coding region runs from base 1 to 942 and encodes 313 amino acids. The record is from RefSeq and is a predicted model, not a curated record. Gene Ontology annotation, biological process: 'de novo' pyrimidine nucleobase biosynthetic process; UMP biosynthetic process.